UGUGUGUCUGCCAACCAGGUCACUCCCAGUUCAGUCCCGGGAAAUUGGGAGGGAAGAAUUUCCUCUAUGUGUCCGCGCUGGACGCAGCCGCAGCCACACGGGCCCGCGUGCACCCCCACACGGGCCACGCACGCGCUGCUGCGUGGUGUCAGUGUGACGCGUGACUCAUCCACCGGAGUGUAACAAGGAGGGAGGCUUCUGGAGCGGCGUGCAGCUGAUUGAUCUGUGCAGGGCGCGCUGACCUCUGCUUCAGAACGAGCUCUGGAGGAUGCGAAAUGUGAUGAAUGUGAGCCGCUGCAUAUUUAUUGUUUCUUCCAAUGAAUUAGAAAUGGGAUCGGCGCUGGAGCGUCCGCGCAUCGCGCUGCGCCCGCGCCGCUCACCGCUCGCGCGUCGUGCGCGACCACGCGCACAUGAUUGAUGCCUGCAGAAGAGUCCAGGUCUCCUGGCGCUCGCUGCUGCGCUAAUAAUAGAAAGCUGGAAAGAUAAAGGCACAGGAAAGGAGACGAGGGAGACUUCAUUAUUGGCGUGUGCCGCGAGUCAAAGUUUGCAGAGGAUUCCUGUAGCACAUUAAUGCUGCGUCCCGGUGAAGCGUCAUCAGUAACAAGUUGUUACAGUAGCACUGUCUCUGAAAGAGCAGCGUGAAAGUGGUUUCGAAGUCAUGUCUGCGCCUCAGAAACUGACACAAGACGUGUGAUUUUUUUCUGACCACAAUAAAAGAUGAAUCAGCAUUCAUGUAUUAACAGUGGAUCAAACCCACAGUUAUCGCUGACUGUGCAGUUCCUUUGAGCUCUUUUGUUUUGGAUUUAAUAAAGCAUCCGUGUAGAUUCAAUGAGCAGUCAACACACAAGCUUAUAGCAGGUAAGUGCCAAAUAUUUGCUAUAGCUUUUUUUUAGAAACAUGAAACAGCAGAACACAGAAAUAAAGUAAUGUAUUACUACAGUGUGUGAUAACAACACACACAUGUACAGUAUGUGGCAGAGAACAAUAUGAACAAUGAGAACAAUCCAUGAGGCAGGAAAUCUGGUUCUUUUUUAAAUAUGGAUUCAAUUUUGAAUUUUAUAUCUUGAACCAAGCUCUUGUUCUUGAAUGCCAGAAUAAGAAUGAGGACAGUGAAUGUCUUAACCCUAAAUUGUUCCAGAUGUCCUAUUGACUGGGGAGGCAGACAGAAGCGCAGGCGUGCUCCGUGUGCUUCGCUGGGGGUUUCGUGGAGUCGCCCAAGAUGGGAUUUGAAUAUUGCAUGUGAGCAGCUGUGAAUAAAGACGUGCACGGAAGCCUCUGCACAGAUUUCUCAGCGAAGCACUGUGAAGUUUGAUCAGUCUCCGCAGAAUGUAAGUGCGGCAGAUGAGAGUUAUUCAGUGGCUGCAUUGUGUCUGUGACAUGUUCCUGGCUCUGAUCCUGGACAGAGGGGUGAGAACCCACAGGAUCCGUGUCACACAUCAGUGUGUGUUUGGCUUCAGGGAGUCGCAGAGCAGAGGUCAAAGGGCUCAUGAUGGGGGACGUGUUGCACAGGGUCUACUCGGACCUGAUCCAAUGCUUAACCAGUGCAUAACCUGCAUGAAUACACAUUAGUACCACUACAUGGGUAUAUAUACCCACACGGUUCAACCAAUACAGCUCAGGGAGAAUUAGUGUGUUGUUGGAGGCCCUGAUAAAAGCCAGCUGUCGUUUCCAAAUAUGUGACAUGCCUGCCGUGCUGCCCUGUCAUGACUCAGUGCUGAGUAGGCCGAUCGUGGGCUUCUUCCUAGUACCCAGCGCCGCGUGAGGGGUGCCAUUCCGCCACACUGGCCCAGGGCUGAGAUUAGCAUCAUGGGAACCGCUGAUAGCAGCUGGAGUCCGCAGAGGUUACACAAGAGUUCAGCUGAGUUGAUCCAGCCGACGGGGUGCCCUGUCCGUCAAGAAGCAGAGGUCCAAAUGCGGAGGGUGUUGUGUUUGUGGAAAGCCAGUGGUGAGUGUACUCAGCUGGGUGGUCCCCACACUCAACCCCUGCAUCAAAAUAGAGACCUAUGAGGAUUCUGCCUCUCUGCGUGCCUCAGGUCGCCUCUGUGACACAGCCUGAGAGGCCACCUGGUGGUCAAACGGGCUACUGCAGCACAGCGGUGAACCAGCAGCUUGUCGUUUAGAAUCUCAUAUGAAAGAGCAUGAAUGAAAGAAAGAAGUAGAAACAUUCAAACACAUGCAAGUCUAUAGUUGCACCAGUGUAAAAAAAUAAUCAAAGUCUUAAAAUAAAAAAAGUCCUUCAACUCCACCACCUCCAAAAAUUAAAAUAACAUAAAAUGUUUAUUUAUAUGUAAGAAUAAAAAAAUAACAAUACAAAUGGUUCCAGGGUUAUUUUGAUGCUUACAAAAUUAUUUUACACUGUAUAUAUAUUUUAAUCUCAUUCAUUGAUUAAGCAAAUUUAUUUGUUUUUAUUUUAUUAUGGCGAAACUAAUAAAAGCUCCAGCCACCUUUCAUGAACUUGUUGUGCACAACCAGGCCCGUCUGGAGCAGGUGGGUGGGACAUGCACUCGACAGGUGUGUUUGGGGUCCGUAGUGUUGGAUGGUGAACAGAUUCCUGUUAGUGAGAAGAGCUGCAGCGAUGGCGCAGGUGAAGGUGACGGGGGACGCGACGAGGGGCCAGCAGGACUGUGGAGACAUUUACUCUGACAUGGCUACAGUCAGCUCCAGCGCAGACGUAGGAGAGUCGGGCAGGAAGGGCUCGCUGUGCGAGGCCUCCGUGGCUGCAGGAGUGGGCCGGCGGAGCAGGGCCUAUCCUUCCCCCGCCAGGAGACGCCACCGCACCACCUUCAGCCACAAGCAGCUGGAACAGCUGGAAAUGGCCUUUGGACAGAACCAGUACCCGGACAUCUACUACAGGGAGGAGCUGGCGCGUGUUACCAAGCUCAACGAGGCUCGUAUACAGGUUUGGUUCCAGAACAGAAGGGCCAAGCAGCGGAAGCAGGAGCGGGCCUCUCAGAAGGUCCUGGGCGCGAUGCCGGGCCACAGGGCUCUGCUGGGAGGCGUGCACGUCCAGUCGCCUGGCAUGGCCCGGCAGUACUACGCCCAGAGCCUGGCGCACAUCCCCCGCCUCCCCCCCAUGCUGCCGGCCGGGCCGUACGCCCGCCACCCGGGCGCAGUCAGCCAGUGCCCCUGCCCCAGCGUCCCCACUCAGACGCCGCCCCAGCGGCAGCCCGACGACUGGUACGGCCCUCUGAGAAGCAACCUCUCCUCGCCCAUCUUCUCACUGGCCUCUAUGCAGCCGCUGGACCCGGCGUCCCACUGGAGUUAGAAUGUGGCCACCUGGAUGUGUUCCAAAUAAAAUCCUUAAAACCCU
Betta splendens (Siamese fighting fish) is the source of this 3310-nucleotide messenger RNA. It is a transcript of the gene prop1, whose product is annotated as PROP paired-like homeobox 1. Gene Ontology annotation, biological process: regulation of DNA-templated transcription; pituitary gland development. Lineage: Eukaryota; Metazoa; Chordata; Actinopteri; Anabantiformes; Osphronemidae. The transcript has 3 exons. Gene Ontology annotation, molecular function: DNA binding; DNA-binding transcription factor activity, RNA polymerase II-specific. The coding region runs from base 2537 to 3265 and encodes 242 amino acids. The record is from RefSeq and is a predicted model, not a curated record.